AUGCGCAAACUUGAUAAAGAUGAUUUGGGCUUAGUAGAAAAGCUUUAUGACAAUAGUCUAAGGACGAAAGAUAUAUUUUCAGUCUUAAACUCUGUUAGUUCUAAGUACAUCCAUAAACCUGAUGUUUAUAAUGCAGUAAGCCGUCAGCGUCAACAUAAACUACAAGGUUUGAAUGAGAUAGAGUUGCUCUUUAAAACUUUGCAUGAUAAUGAAAACAUUGUAGGAAAUAUUGCAUUAAAACCUGCAUUUAAUGAUGAACGAGAUCAGGAUGGUGCAUUUAUUCAAUCAAUUUUCUGGGCGUAUCGUGAUUUAAUUGAUGAAUUUUUAGUAGGAAAGGAUGUUAACCACAUACAAGAUGAAUAG
Molecule: messenger RNA, 363 nt
Organism: Racocetra fulgida
Lineage: Eukaryota; Fungi; Glomeromycota; Glomeromycetes; Diversisporales; Gigasporaceae
Source: the annotation of a GenBank genome assembly